Messenger RNA from Pelobates cultripes (western spadefoot toad), 387 nucleotides. The record is from the annotation of a GenBank genome assembly. NCBI's taxonomy places the organism in Eukaryota, Metazoa, Chordata, Amphibia, Anura, Pelobatidae.
AUGGCCACCCAGAUGCACAAAAAACAAGCAGAGAAGACUGACCGUGCCGGCUUCUUCACGACCUGGGCAUCAACGCCAAAAGCCUCAGGCCUGUCAGACCAGGACCAAGAUGGUGAUGAAGGGAAUGACACGCUGGCGCUGCAAAAUUCCCCAGGGGCUCAAAACCUGCCUGUGACCCAAGACUUCCUGCAAACCUGCUUGGAAAACAUGUCCAGUAAAAUCCUGGAAACCAUACAAGGUACCUUAAGGGAAAUCAGAAAAGAGGUACAGGAGCUGGGGGACAGGACUGCACGUGUGGAACACUGCAUGGAGGAUCAGGCCUCAGCACAUAAUGAAAUGGCUGAACAGGUGAAGGACCUGCAGCAGCAGCUAGAGAGCACACAGUGA